GAUCGAAGCCCGGGCGGAUUCCAGCCCAAAUCCCAUACAGCCUUAGUAGGUUAUGUCGCCAAUAUCGGUCCCAGAAUUUCCCGGCACUAGUUGUGCACGCUUGCGAUAGUGUAACGCUUAGGCGUGGUCUGGGGUGACAUCACCAAUAAGUAAGGUUGCACGGGACAGCAUUACAAUGGCAUCGUAUUGGAACUGUUGACCGCAAUGACCAACUACGGCAUUGGCUGUCUCAAGUUCCCGAAUACCGGUAGGUGUAACUCGCAGCACUUAGUAACCAUCCACCAGCGAGUGUCUGACAACUAUUUAAUAACCCUUACUUUACUGCCUGUGAUUAAAAUGGAAAUCACUUCAUCACCAAGUUCUCGGUGGGCCCUAUCAAAGCUUCUCAAGUUAAACUUAGAAGCACAUCACCUUGAAAACUGCAGUAGAGAAAGCAUGGCGUCUGCGCUUCACAUAGGGGAUAUUAGCAAAGCUAACAUAGUGCUCGGCACCAUUUCCCUUGUCAUCAGCUACUACUUCAGCCUAGCCAUCUACCGCAUCUUCUUCCACCCCCUAAAAUCCUUCCCAGGCCCUCUCCCUUGCCGCAUCUCGCUCAUCCCCCGCGCGUACUGGGCCGUCAGAGGUGAUCUAAUCUACCAUGUUACCGACCUCCACGCCAAGUACGGCCCCGUGGUACGCCUCUCACCCAAUGAGCUCGUCUUCUCGGAUCCCCAGGCAUGGAAGGACAUAUAUGGCCACCGAGCGCCAGGCCAGGAAGAGUUCCCCAAAUUUGACAGUUUCUAUCGCCCAGUUAAGAGUUUUCCUACAUCCAUCAUUACCGCAGACCGGUCAGAGCACGGCCAGGUCCGGCGCCAGCUCGCCCACGGGUUCAGCGAGCGUAGCAUGCGCGGCCAAGAGCCCAUCAUCGGGUCGUAUGUGGAUCUGCUCAUCUCGCAGCUGCGCACCAAUUCCAAAGGAGGUAGCAAGCCGGUAAACAUGCGCGAGUGGCUCAAUUGGGCCACAUUCGACAUCAUCGGCGACCUGGGCUUCGGCAGCUCCUUCGGCUGUCUGAACGACGGAAACUAUCACCCCUGGGUACACAUGAUCACGAACACCGUCAAGGAGAGCGCCUACCUGGGGGUGAUCUACGCUCUCGGUUUCAAACGGCUCACGCAGUGGAUAUCCAAGAGCGGUGCUAUGAAAGACCGUGACGCGCACCGCGAGCUCGUCCUCCAAAAGCUGAUGCAGCGCAUCGAACUGGGUGCCGAGCGGCCUGACCUCAUUGAAGGGUUGAUCAGGGACAAAGAAAAUUUCCACUUGCCCAUACCUAACCUUGUUACGAACGCAUCGACGCUCAUCAUCGCCGGCUCCGAGACGACGGCCACGCUGCUGUGUGGCGCUACUUUCUUCCUGACUAUGAACCCAGAUGUUCUUUAUAAGCUGGCUGACGAAGUACGUUCGAGUUUCAAAGACGAUACCGAGAUCACGUUGAGCUCGGUCGCCCGCCUGUCGUACAUGCUUGCGUGUCUUAACGAGUCAUUGCGCUGUUACCCGCCCGUCGCUGGCGGAUUGCCGAGGGCGUCACCCCGCGGGGGCGCUACUGUAUUAGGGAAGUUCGUGCCUGAGGGGACGGAGGUCAGGGUGUAUCAGUGGGCGAUCAACCACGAUCCGAACUUCUGGGCCGAUCCGUAUGGCUUCCAUCCCGGGAGGUGGGAGACCGAGGAGAAGGAGUUGCGGUUUGCGGGGGAUCAGCUGGAUGCGAUGCAGCCAUUUAGUUUGGGGCCGAGGAACUGCAUUGGGAAGAAUCUUGCGUACGCUGAAAUGCGUCUCAUUCUCGCCAAGAUCAUUUACAACUUCGACAUGCGCAUUGCGGACGAUAGUCGCAAGUGGCUUGAGAGGCAGAAGGUGUACACGCUUUGGGAUAAGCCGGCGUUGAAUGUUUAUUUGACGCCCGUCGCACGGUAGGUUUCUCGGGGGUUGGGAACCGCAAGGACAUAUGGUCCGGGAUGAUACAUUACUGAAAAAAGGUGUGGCUUCUUGUACGAUAAAUUAGCCGUUUCAGCCGCGGGUAGUGGUGGAGACUUAUGGAUUAUGUUUGAAAUUCAUUGGACUACACGAUCAAAGAAGAACAUUCUAAUGAUGUCCUAAGC
This is a messenger RNA of Pseudomassariella vexata, 2129 nucleotides long. Its product is annotated as cytochrome P450. Bases 205 to 1944 code for a protein of 579 amino acids. The transcript has 3 exons. Lineage: Eukaryota; Fungi; Ascomycota; Sordariomycetes; Amphisphaeriales; Pseudomassariaceae. The record is from RefSeq and is a predicted model, not a curated record. Gene Ontology annotation, molecular function: iron ion binding; oxidoreductase activity, acting on paired donors, with incorporation or reduction of molecular oxygen; monooxygenase activity.